Paramecium octaurelia is the source of this 447-nucleotide messenger RNA. NCBI's taxonomy places the organism in Eukaryota, Ciliophora, Oligohymenophorea, Peniculida, Parameciidae. The record is from the annotation of a GenBank genome assembly.
AUGACAAAUCCUCUUAUUUCGAUAAAGGCAGAGAAAUAUUUAGAGUUAUACAUAUACAAUCCUAGGGAAUAACCCAUAUAAUAUAAAUCGACCAUUUGCUCUGCUAAAUAGCUCACUGAUGAUCUAAAGUUUUAGAUUCCGAUAAAGAAAAAAAGACGAAAGACUGCAAGCAAGAUGUAUAAGAAUGGUAAAGAGAUCUUCCUAUAAAGGUCACUGGACCAAAAAGGAACAUAAUUUAUAGAAACAAACAAGGCUAUUAUGAUGAAAUCAGACCAAAAGAAACAAGAAAAGAUCUUUCAAUAGAUGUCUCUUGUGAUUAAAACACGAUCACCAUCGCAAUGCCGAUCUCAUCAUCAAAAAUUUAAUCCUUUCUUAGAAUAUUAUUUAUUAUUCAUAAAUACAAAUGAUUCAAACUAUUUUCUACUAGAAUCAGACUCUUUAGAGCCU